Corylus avellana is the source of this 1835-nucleotide messenger RNA. The record is from RefSeq and is a predicted model, not a curated record. NCBI's taxonomy places the organism in Eukaryota, Viridiplantae, Streptophyta, Magnoliopsida, Fagales, Betulaceae.
UAGAGUGAGCGAACCACACUGCAAGUAAAACCUGAAGCUACACGGCGAGACGGAGAAGCCAGAUGUGGCGGCAAAACGUUUUCCGGGAAACUCCAGACUCUGACCUGAGCAUUUCCGAUGAGGAAGAUUUCGAUUCUAAUUUGCCCAAUCGCUGUGAUAAAAAGGAAGAAUUGCAACUUCCAUCAAGGCUGGAGAUGCUUAGAGGUACCCUUGAAUGGGAUUGUGAAGGAAAAACUAGCAAUUUAUCUAAAGAGAAGGAAACAAAUGUCUCGCUUGAAGACGAUGUUGAAAUGCCCGAAUUCCAUAAUGAGGGUGACUUCACAUGCUCCCUGAGGAAGGCAUUCACGUGCAACCUGGAUGAGGAAAUAAUCUCUGAUGAUGAGGAAAACAAUGUGCUCUCGACAUUUUCUGCUACCUCUGGCACUAAAAAAUUCCACAAAGAUUGUCUUCAGAGCUUUAGAAGUGGGAAGCAAGAUGGGCCACAAACAUGGUUCGCUGUGAGUAAAGAAGUUGAUGAACUGAUACAUUUGAACAAGAACCCUCCGUGUUCAUCAUCCCAUUCUGCCCCCUUCAUAGCAAACAAAUCUUUUAAAGGUGCUAGAUGCAAGGCUAAGCAAAAAUUUCCAUUCAGUUUCCAGUCGCAUAAGGAAGGACCGUGUUGUCCUUCUAUCUCUAAGAAUGAAAAUGAUGUAUCAUUCAAGGAUCAUGAAACACCCAAACGAUUGGACCCCAUCAAGCCUAGAUCUGAAGAACAUUCAAUUGCCAAGGUUCUUGAAGAUUGUCAGGAAGAAAAUGAAAUUCAGUCUGAGAUUGUGCUUGCUGAAGUAGGAGCUCUUGGGUAUGGAUGCGUUGAGCGAUCCAUGGCAGAGCUUUUAGAUGGCCUUCAGGAUAGGGCUAGUCUGCCGAAAGGAGUCUCUAAAAUGUGUAGUAGAACAAGAAGUAAAAGGGGGCAGAUUGUUGCAAAGAGAAGUGUCUCUUCCCUAGGAGAUAGAACUGUUGAAAGUGAGGACUCCCCUGAAUCCAUGGGUAGUGGAUCAUCUAGUGAGGAUGAGAUGUUAAAGCAGGCCAAAGAUCAAAAACUAAAGGUUACUAUCCCAGAAAUGAAAGGGCAAACCAUGGCAGAUCGGUUUCAAGAAGCUGUAGGUGCUACCUUUCUCAAUAAUGAAGUGGCCAUUGUUGCAGUGCCUAAACCAUCAGGCAUUGGAUUAUUUGGGAAGUUGCAGCAGCUCAUGCAGACUGAAAAAGAAAGAGAUAUGGAUUUUUUGAGGAAGUUGGAGACUGGAUCUAAUGCAAAUGAUGAAACAAGCUGCAUUGUUGUAAAAAUCCUGACUAGAUACUUGGAUGCAAAGCUGACAGUUUGUCAAUGCUCUUUUGGCCAGAACAUGGAGUCAGGGAGCCCCCAAAUAAUGGUAGAGGGAGGAAGGAAAAGAACAAUUAUUUUCAGUCCAAGAGUUAGCAGCGAUGUUGACCUUGACGUUGGGAACUUGAUUUGUAUUCAUCCCCCAUGGUAUGGACGGAAGGAGGUUCAAGUGGGAAAUGAUGAGAGCAUUCUUCUGUCCACAUAUUUUUCCCAAAUUUUAAUUUGACCAGCUCAGGCACAAGCAUGCAAGGAAGUAGAGCCUCAAACUGUGUUUCACUCGGCAAAGACAAAGACAUGAUUGGACAAAACAUUACAUCUGUGAUCCCCUACCUUUUCCUUUCUUUUCUUUUCUUUUUUCAAUUUUUUUUUUCUCCUCUUUUUCCCUGAUAUGAUGCUUGAAUCCUCUCCAAAUUGUACCCACUAAUGACCAUUCUAUGAGUACAGAAGGAAGAAACUUACAUAUAUACUUUAGAUA